AUGCCCGAAAAAUGGACUGAAAAUGAAGAGAGGUACAUAAAUCGCGAGCUUCUGGACUUCCUCGAACGUCUCGACUUGAUUAGCGACAGGCAGUAUGGUUUACGAUACCAGCGAUCCACAGAGGACCUCCUAGCUUACAUUUGCAGAUGGGUGGCUGACUUUCUCUCUGGCCGAAAGAUAUCCGUCGUAAUUGACGGGAUCUCCUCUUCAUCCUGCAAGAUUGGCCUUGGCUCUGACACGGUCUUCUUGCAUAUCAACGACCUCCUUUCCUGCACGAUCAACCCAAUCCACAGCUUCGCUGAUGACAGCACUCUACAUUCAGGAAUUCAGAGUGACAAAGACCUGGAGGCUAUCACUGCUUGGGGACGCCACAAUUUUGUACGGAGUAAUGCUCCGAAAUACAGUACUGUACCUUGA
Acanthoscelides obtectus is the source of this 417-nucleotide messenger RNA. NCBI's taxonomy places the organism in Eukaryota, Metazoa, Arthropoda, Insecta, Coleoptera, Chrysomelidae. The record is from the annotation of a GenBank genome assembly.